Messenger RNA from Exophiala aquamarina CBS 119918, 696 nucleotides. RefSeq lists its product as uncharacterized. NCBI's taxonomy places the organism in Eukaryota, Fungi, Ascomycota, Eurotiomycetes, Chaetothyriales, Herpotrichiellaceae. The coding region runs from base 1 to 696 and encodes 231 amino acids. The transcript is spliced from 2 exons. The record is from RefSeq and is a predicted model, not a curated record.
AUGUCGAAUCCCUCCGGAACCCAAGUCGACGCGUCGACAAAUUUCCCCAAGAACACAGGCGCAACACCCGGAGAAGGGUUUGAAGUCCGCCAAACCUCGACAUCCGCAGACUACAAGCCGGACCCAUCGAAAUCUCUCAAACUCAAUCCCGCCCGGCAAGCCCUCAUCGACGACAUCAUCGCCCUAUAUUCAUGCCAACCGACGGUCGAGCGCGUCAAACGCUACACGCCAGAUUGCGUCUACGACGAUCAGUUCGUGUACGCGAACGAUCGGUACAAGAUGGCAGGACAAUGGUUUGCGCUGCCGAAGCUGUUCAAGGAGUCCAAGAACGAAGGGUACGAGGUGAUCAAGAACGACCGUGACCUCAUCCAGUUCAAGAACGAGCAGAGUUGGACGUUCAAGCUGAUUCCCAAGACCGCCACCAUCAAUGCUCUCGUCAGUCUGAGUCUUGAUCCGGACAGUAUCGGCGAGAAUGAGGACUUCAUUCGUGUCAAGUACCACAAGGACCAGGCCAAUGACAAAGACUAUUCUCAUGAAGGAUUGGGCUUCAGCUUCAAGAAAUGGCAAGCCGACAACGUGGCCAAGAACAUGGACAGCAAGGAAGUCGAGGCAUUCAUCGCCGACAAAGGCGCCGCAAAGGAGGCGGUCAGGAAGUACGGUGAUGGAACGGGCGAUGCUCCCAAGAAGGAUUUCUGA